Messenger RNA from Prunus persica (peach), 2224 nucleotides. Its product is annotated as scarecrow-like protein 3. Gene Ontology annotation, molecular function: sequence-specific DNA binding; DNA-binding transcription factor activity. Gene Ontology annotation, biological process: regulation of DNA-templated transcription. Gene Ontology annotation, cellular component: nucleus. The record is from RefSeq and is a predicted model, not a curated record. The transcript is spliced from 4 exons. Lineage: Eukaryota; Viridiplantae; Streptophyta; Magnoliopsida; Rosales; Rosaceae. The coding region runs from base 551 to 1936 and encodes 461 amino acids.
AACAAAGCAACAAAGCAAACAAUUAAGAUAGGGAGAAAAUCUAGAGAGAGAGAGAGAGGGAGGGCUGGCUCUGUAUUUCACUAAUUCCAUAUUCCUCUGAACACACUCAAAGGACACACAAAACAAAGCAAUGACGACAAAAGCAGCCUCUUGUAUUGUCGCCAACGCAGCCAUGGAAAAGUCCUUCAAAACAAGACCUUUAUUACUAUUUCAGUCACUUUGCAACAAAACUUCACAUCACAUGAAACCCUUUGGAGUUCUGGACUCGCUUUGAUGGAGUAGGAGGUCGAGCCAACCAAUUAAGGAAACUUCCGCAGGAACUUUGCUGGGUUUUCUGUCCAGUGAGGAAUUUCAAUUUCGUUUGAACUUGGUCAGUUAUUUUUCGGAGGAACUAGUAACUUUCUCAGAAACCACAAGAUACCAAAAUAAGGUCUGUCUGGAUGUGGAGAAAUUUCAGUUGAAAUCGAAGCUCUUCAUAUUUGGGAAACCAAACCGUUCUGGCAAUCUGAUCUUCAGCGUCCCCUAAUUGUUUUUAUUGUUAAUUGAAAGAAUGGCGCAAGAGGACGGGUCCCCAGUAACUUCAUCACCCCUGCAGUUCUUUCCCUGGCUAUCUCCUGGGAUGGGAUCUCCAUACCCAACAUGGCUCAGGGAGCUAAAAUCUGAAGAGAGAGGUUUAUAUCUGAUCCAGCUUCUUUAUUCUUGUGCUAACCAUGUCGCUUCUGGUAGCAUUGAGAAUGCAAAUAUUUGGCUUGACCAUAUUUCUCAGCUAGCCUCUCCUGAUGGAGAUACAAUGCAGCGAAUAGCUGCUUAUUUCAAUGAGGCACUUGCAGACCGGAUGCUUAAAGCUUGGCCUGGUCUGUAUAAAGCCCUUAACUCAACGAAAAUAACAUCAGUCUCAGAAGAAAUUCUCGUUAAAAGGCUCUUCUGUGAUCUAUGUCCUUUCUUGAAGGUUGCGUACGUGGUUACAAAUCAGGCCAUAGUGGAAGCAAUGGAAGGAGAAAAGAUGGUUCAUAUUAUUGAUCUUCAUUCAUGUGAGCCUGCCCAAUGGAUUUAUCUGAUUCAGACAUUAAAUGCUCGACCUGAAGGCCCGCCUCAUUUGAGAAUUACGGGCAUUCACGAACAGAAAGAGGUAUUAGACCAAAUGUUCCAUCGCUUGACUGAAGAAGCAGGAAAUCUGAACAUCCCGUUUCAGUUCAAUCCUAUAGUUAGCAAGUUAGAGAACCUUGAUAUCGAAAGUUUGCGUGUCAAGACUGGAGAGGCUCUUGCAGUCUGCUCUGUAUUGCAGCUACAUUCUCUCUUGGCAGCUGAUGAUGAUCUUAGGAGAAAAUCACCAUUAGCAUCUAAGAACCUGCAGAAAGUCUUGCAUAUGAAUAAACUCACUUUAGGAGAGUGGCUGGAGAAAGAUCCAAUCAGUGCAUAUAACCUAAGUCCUGAUUCUGCAUUGUCCCCACUAUCAGGUGGUUCACCAAAGAUGGGGAGUUUUUUAACUUCUCUUUGGGGCCUUUCACCAAAGCUAAUGGUGAUCACCGAGCAAGAAUCAAACCACAAUGGCCAUACAUUAAUGGACAGGAUCAUGGAAGCAUUGAACUUUUAUGGAGCUCUUUUUGAUUGCUUGGAGUCUACAGUACCGAGAUCACCAAUGGAGCGACAAAAGGUUGAGAAGAUGCUUUUCGGAGAGGAAAUAAAAAACAUCAUAGCAUGUGAGGGAACCGAGAGAACAGAGAGGCAUGAGAAGCUUGAGAAGUGGAUUUUAAGGCUUGAGUUGGCUGGGUUUGGCAGGGUCCCUUUAAGCUACCACGGAAUGUUACAGGCUAGGAGGCAGUUGCAGGGCUAUGAAGGGUUUAAGAUUAAAGAAGAAAAUGGAUGUUUAGUUAUUUGUUGGCAUGACAGGCCGCUUUUUUCAAUAUCGGCCUGGAGGUUUAGGAGAUACGAGUGAUGUUGGUGGUCCAUGUGGGGAUUGAGUGCUUGUGUUUUUGGUUUUUUCUUUCUUAAUUUUCCUUUUCUUGUUUGUGUAAAGGAUUUUAUGCAUUUCUUCCUCUGCAACUGCAUAGUAUCUUCCUCAGAAGCUUGGGAGAAUUAUUCUCUGUUCUAAAACUUUAGUUAGUUGUUAAUUUGUAUCCUAUUUUAGUUUUCUUCCCACAUAAACGCUGAUGUUUCUGCCAUAUUUGGGUUUGAACCCUGUUCUACAGAUUCUUCAAAGUUAAACAUGACAUUACACUUCAAA